This is a messenger RNA of Epithele typhae, 927 nucleotides long. RefSeq lists its product as uncharacterized. The transcript has 7 exons. The record is from RefSeq and is a predicted model, not a curated record. The coding region runs from base 1 to 927 and encodes 308 amino acids. NCBI's taxonomy places the organism in Eukaryota, Fungi, Basidiomycota, Agaricomycetes, Polyporales, Epitheliaceae.
AUGCCUCUAGUCUAUCAACUGGUUCGCGACAAUAGUGCAUACUACCUCAUUGGAACAAUAAAGCUUACGUACCUCCAACAGACUAUUGGUAUUUGUAUCCCUGAACACGAUCUUUCAAGCCAUAGGCACCCCAACUACGGCAGUAAUUUUCUCCAGGUAAGUCUCUGGCACCGCGAGGCUCUACGUCUCCGUCUCAACGAUCUUUUCAACAGCUGGCUCCCUGCCGUCCUGUCAUAUUCGGGAUGUCACCUCCUCCUCAGCAUUCGGAAGACGGUCGCGCUCAGGCAAAAAGUUGAUACCCCCACCUUUGUUGACGGCUUUGACCACGACGCUGUGCCGCACAUCAGCCUCGACCUCUAUUCCUUCACCGCCGAGAUCGACACCGAGCAUAUGCCUGCAACCCUCCUCGCCUCGCCCAUCUCACCCACCCCCGCGCGCGCGAUCCGCGUGAUGAGCGCAGACGGCGAGCGCCCCCGCUCGUCCGGCGGGCCCGGGCUCGGGCUCCCGCACGCCCUGGGCAUGCGCCGGCCCAUGUCCGCCCCCGUCGAGAGUUCGCCGCCGCGCCUGUGGGCGGAGGAUGGCGGGCGGCGGAACGCUGCCCCGGUCCGCACGUUCGAGCGCGACGUAGGGACGACGAGGAGCUCGCUCAGGCGCGAGCUCCGCAGGACGCGGACGCGGCGGCCGAUCGGUGACUGGGACUUCUCGGUGGACUCGUACGGGGAGGAGGAUGAGGAUGGGGAUGUGGAGGAACAGGCGAACGAUGGAGAUGUAGAGCACUCCUGUAGACGUGUACGAGUAACCAACUCCGUGUGGACUGUUUGUCGAAACAGCUGGUGUGCGCUUAUGUGGGACCGACGAAUAUUGCAGGUGACGCCACCAGCAACGAAGAGCCGUGGCAGGGCGCCUCACGGACUGGGCGGGCUGUAG